AUGAAUACUCAAAGAAUAUCCGCGGUUCUGCUUACGCUGGCCGUGUUUGCAGUUCACGUCGCCGCCAAUGCUGACAAAAUCAUCUUCACGGGCCCGGAGCCCGUCACCUACCCUUUAGCUUCGCCAUCCCUGGCCGACCUCAACCUCGACGUCCUCGGCCCCGAGAACCUGUCCAUCCGCAGAAAUCUCACUCGGAUCUUCCAUGAUGACUCGGAUCUGGAGCUAAAAGGGAAGCCUCGCGGCCACGCGAGCUGGUACCUCAUCGACAACCUCACACCCGGCCAGCGAUAUGAGCUGCGCGUUUGCUGGGCUGCCAUUGAGCCCACGGCGUUCACCAUGAACGUGUAUGAGCUCGACACGGUCUGGGACACGCCCGACCUCAUGCUGUCCCUCGCCGACUACUCCUCCGCGCGCCAGCCCGCCGCUGCCGAGGACCAGGCCCCUCAAGUCCACCGUCGGAGCUCCAGCGCAGCCAACGCGCGGGAGCGAAGGGCGUCGCUCCUGCUGCUGCAGGUCCACGCCGCCGCCGACUACUUCUCGCACCACGAGGAGCUCAUGCGCGACCCGCCGCCCGUGCUCGUGGACCUGAUCCUCGACCCGUACCUCCUCAACGCCGUACCGGAGUCCCUGGUGCUGACGGCCGCGUACGUGGUGCUCGUCGCCGUGGCGACCUUUUUCCUCGCGAGAUGGAUCGCGGACCGCAUGACGGCCAUUGCCACGAGCGGGCGGCGCGUAUCGAAGAAGAGAGACUAA
Molecule: messenger RNA, 753 nt
Organism: Cordyceps fumosorosea ARSEF 2679
Lineage: Eukaryota; Fungi; Ascomycota; Sordariomycetes; Hypocreales; Cordycipitaceae
Exons: 2
Coding region: 1-753 (250 amino acids)
Biological process (GO): GPI anchor biosynthetic process
Cellular component (GO): mannosyltransferase complex; endoplasmic reticulum membrane
Molecular function (GO): mannosyltransferase activity
Source: RefSeq, a predicted model, not a curated record